GACGUGACUCCAGCGGACGCUCUUCUCACAGCUCUCUAUGCUCAUAAAGUCAUCGACUACAUGUUCAGUGAUAUUUUUUCAUAUCUAUUUAUAAAGAAAGUUUAUUCCGUCUGGACAUGUGACCUCGUAAAAGCGAUUUUUGUGGUAGUUUGUGGGUAAAUUCGCCGGAUGCGUUGGACAAGUGCCAUAUGUUCUGUAGAUACCAUAAUCCCAGUUUGUUGAUGGAGAGGAUUUCGAAUGACAGCCGGCACAGUGGUCAUCACAGGUGGAAUUUUAGCUGCAGUCAUCUUGUUAACUAUUGUCUCAGUUUUGUGUUACUGUAGGCUGCAGUAUUACUGCUGUAGAAGAGAAGAGUCGGAGGAGGGGGAGGAGGAGGCUGACGUCGCCAAGUCAUCGACAAGUCCACCGCGCCAACCGAGUCCACCCGAGAGUCCACUGAGUCUUCGACAUUUCCCCGAAUACGCAUCCUCCAAUCAGCUGCUAAUGACUGCAGAGCCUUUUGAGCCCAAUGGAUCAGUCAGCUAUCCUCAGUACACCCCGCGCAUGCCCUACAAGCCGCCCCGCUCGUACACUUUCUGCCCCUCCUGCUCGGGGUAUCUGCCGCUGUACGUGAGCCCACAGGAGGGUCUGCGCAAUGGAGGUGGCAGGGUCAGCUACAGGACUCUACAGCAGGAGGAAUUAGACCUGCCAAUGGAUACGCCCAGCUUCCACAAACUCAACCUCAUCCGCUCGGUCACCAUGCAGGAAGUGCUGACUCAUCACAGCAUCAGCACGGAUGUGUAGCACCUCGUAUUCACCUCAAAUAUUGUGUGGUUCACAUUUGUUAUGCUGCUUUCUGUACCCAGUGCUCCAUUUUAUUUCAUUAGAUCCAAUACAUCUACUUAUUU
Molecule: messenger RNA, 887 nt
Organism: Rhinichthys klamathensis goyatoka
Lineage: Eukaryota; Metazoa; Chordata; Actinopteri; Cypriniformes; Leuciscidae
Gene: fam163b
Product: protein FAM163B
Exons: 3
Coding region: 238-783 (181 amino acids)
Source: RefSeq, a predicted model, not a curated record